Molecule: messenger RNA, 273 nt
Organism: Naegleria fowleri
Lineage: Eukaryota; Heterolobosea; Eutetramitea; Acrasida; Naegleriidae
Exons: 2
Coding region: 1-273 (90 amino acids)
Source: RefSeq, a predicted model, not a curated record
AUGUCAUCGUUGGUUGCAAGAGAUCAAGCUUCUUCAACUGCACUGGAUAUUCCGAAAUUUGUGUUUAACACCUUAAUGUGGGGUUGGUUUAUUUAUCGAACCGGAGAGUGGUUGUUUUAUUUCUUGUUACGUAAAUUUAAAAUUCCUCAUGUUCCUAAAUUUCAAUACAAUCAUAAUUUAAAGCUCUCAGAGAAUAUGGCAUUUAGAGAGAAAUGGAAAAAGAAAUCACUCUUUUCUCCCGAUGAUGAUGAUUUACGUGCACUUCAACUCUGA